AUGAGAAUUUUGAUAUUGAUCACAUGCUUGACAGCCAUUGUCUACACACAGGGGAAACCCACUGAUAAGUACAUAUUGAACGAAAGUUCUGGGAAAUCAUACAAGCUGAUGUAUGAAUCAAAGGUUUGGAACGAGGCGAAGGAAGUCUGCGAACGUGACGGGGCUAAACUGGCUGUACCCAAGUCACAGGAUGAUUUUGACUUCAUCCAGAAGCUAAUUCGUGGCAUGCAGUAUUCUGAUAUCACGGGCACUUCAUUCAAAUUACUGGCCUUUAUUGGUAUCAAUAAUCUAGAAAAUUACAAGAUUUGGAAAAACAUAGAUGGAGAAAAUAUAGAAGACACUGGAUUUCACACAUGGUCUGGAAGUAACGGGAAUGGUUACAGUGAUGACCCUGCUGAGCCCCACUGCGUAGGAAUGGACGCUGCAAACCCCGGCCUCAGGGACUGGUGGUGCCACCGUCCACAGCCAUACGUCUGCGAGAAAUCAUCAAACUGCAUUACUAUUGAGAUGAACUUCUUACGAAGAGGCUUAACACUCCUUUCUACUGGCAUCAAAGCUCAAUGUAUUCAAAAUAAGGUUCCAGCGAUAACCACUACGACAGUGCCCGGGACUCCUACAAUCCCACUCUGCAACCCAAUGGGCCUGUUGUCAAGAGCGAUGGCCUCGCUGAACCAAAUGCAUAAGACCGGCCCACAUUUUAAGUCUAGGAAGUCGAGAAAUCCCCUCAACGGCAAUCCUUUUGCCAAGGGUGUAGUAUUAAAGACCCUCAUCAAGAAGCCAAAGAAGCCCAACUCUGCGAACCGCAAGUGUGUGCUCGUGCGCUUGUCCAACGGCAAGGAGAUGGUCGCGUACGUGCCCGGUAUUGGUCACAACCUGCAGGAGCACAACAUUGUCCUCGUCAGGGUCGGCAGGUUGAAGGAUUGUCCAGGAGUGAAGCUCAAGUGCGUGCGCGGCAAGUACGACCUGCCCCAGGUCGUCAAACAGAAGGUCUAG
Molecule: messenger RNA, 993 nt
Organism: Arctia plantaginis
Lineage: Eukaryota; Metazoa; Arthropoda; Insecta; Lepidoptera; Erebidae
Source: the annotation of a GenBank genome assembly